AUGUCUGUCAACAUUGCCAAUGUCCCAAGCUCUUCCAAUGGACAAGCUCGUACAGAGUCUCAGAAGCUGGUGGAUGAGGCUCGCCGAGAAGCCGACGAGAGCUACCAAAAUUUCCACAAUGCACGCGAAAGAGUCUACGAAAUUCAGUACGAACUGUUGGCUGCGUAUGAUCAGGAGGAGGCGUUCGAGGCGAAGAUCAAGAAGGGACCAAGAGGUUCGGAAAUGGAAAAACUCCAACAACAACAUCGCGCAGCUGAGGUCGAGGUGGGCAAGGUCCAGCAACGUCUUGAUAAGGCCGUCGAAGACAGAAAGGAGCUGUUUGUGCUGAUGGAGGCGGAGGAAAUGAAGUACGAAUGGAUCAAGAGCAUUUACGGAGCCAACCAAGCCAACGCCGAAGCCAAUUAG
Molecule: messenger RNA, 405 nt
Organism: Caenorhabditis briggsae
Lineage: Eukaryota; Metazoa; Nematoda; Chromadorea; Rhabditida; Rhabditidae
Exons: 1
Coding region: 1-405 (134 amino acids)
Source: RefSeq, a predicted model, not a curated record